UGCAGUGGUUGGCUGCCUGAUGCGGUGGUGCAGGUUUCAGUGUUACACAGGCCGGGCCCAGUGCUGCAGGUUGUCCGGUAGGGUGCCUGCCGAGCUACAAGCAUGCUGUUGAUGUCAGGAGCAGAGGAGAGGAACGUGAGGAAUGGCUGAAAACUGACGGUGAUCUCCCGCAAUGAAACAAACCCGGACGCAAACGUCCGCUAUGUUUAGCUGAAGACCUGACUGCCCCCCGGACCAGCCUUUCAGCGACGCACUAACAAGCACUGCUAGUGUUUUUCUUCUUCUUUUCUUUUACAGAGGGGGGGGUUAUUUAAUGGGACAGCGAAAACGCAAAAAAAAAAACGCAAGGUACGCUACCGCUCCUGUCGCCAGCAGAGCUACUUUUAUUUUCACGGACUAAUACGACACACGGGUUGAGAAAUGUUUCCCACCAAGGUAAACUGGCCGUCUUCGAAGGCAGUGUUUGUGUUUUGAGCUAGCUAAACGCUUUUGUGGGUACAUUUUUUUUUUGCUUUUCGUUUUCUGUGGUCGGGGUUGUGAAUGUAUGAAGUGUUUGAACCGCUGGGGUUUUGUUUUGAAAAGCGUCGGUUAGGCUUCACCUCUUCAUGGUUCACAACCUACCAAACCACAUGAGAAGAAGACGACGUCCGGAGUAGAUUAAACCGCAAACAAAGGCCCCACUUCUUCCCCCCUCUCCCGUCGCUGCCACCUGAACCGAAGAGGAGAAAAUGCGUGUGGAUCUGUUUUGGGUCUGUUUGUGGUGUUUGCUUCGCCCCGGUGCCACCGGUCAAGGGCAGUCGACGGCCGUUUGUUCGCUCUCAUGCAGCUGCGAUGAAGAUGGGGGUGCAGACUGCUCCGGGAGAGGGCUGACCGCCGUCCCAACCGGGCUCAGUACUUUCACCUACCCUACCUACUACCUUGACCUGAGCAUGAACAACAUCACUGAGCUUCCAGCAUACGUAUUCAAAACCUUCCCCUAUCUCGAAGAACUUCGACUUCCAGGAAAUGACCUGUCGUUCAUCCACCCCGAAGCCUUUUCUGGACUGCAUCAGCUCAAAGUCCUGAUGCUCCAGAAUAAUCAGCUGAAGACAGUGCCAAACUCGGCACUGAAGAACCUUCACUCUCUCCAGUCUCUUCGCCUGGAUGCCAACCAUAUUACAACUGUUCCAGAUGACAGCUUUGAAAGCCUUCAGCAGCUGCGCCACCUCUGGUUGGAUGAUAACAACCUGAUGGAGGUGCCCGUCGGUUCUCUGAGGCACCAGGCGAACCUUCAGGCUCUGACGUUGGCACUUAACCGCAUCCUGUACAUACCAGACAACGCCUUUGCAAACCUCACCAGUUUAGUUGUACUGCAUCUUCACAACAACAGAAUCAACGAGAUAGGAGACAACUGUUUCUCUGGACUUGUAAACCUGGAGACGCUAGAUCUUAACUUCAACAACCUGAAGGUUUUUCCCAAAGCAAUACAGGCCCUCCCCAAACUGAAAGAGCUUGGGUUUCAUAGCAAUGAUAUUGCUUCCAUACCCGAGGGGGCCUUCCACAACAAUCCCCUGCUGAAAACCAUACAUCUUUAUGACAACCCUCUGUCGUUCGUGGGCGCGUCAGCUUUCCAGAACCUGUCCAGCCUGCACUCACUGAUGUUGCGUGGCGCCAGUAUGAUGCAGGACUUCCCCAUCCUUACAUGGACUAACAACCUUGAGAGUCUGACCCUAUCGGGCACCAAGAUAUCAUCCAUACCCACUGAUCUGUGCGAGGACCUCAAAGUGCUGCGAACGCUCGACAUGUCCUACAAUGAGAUAAAACAGUUACCUUCCCUCCAGGGCUGCACCCAGCUGCAGGAGAUAAACUUUCAGCACAAUCAUAUUGAAAAAAUUAACCGAGACACUUUCCAAGGUCUCUCUGCUCUCCGUUUACUAGACCUGAGUAGAAAUGAAAUCCGAGUUAUUCACAGAGAUGCUUUCCUCACCCUCAGGGCGCUCACCAACCUAGACCUGAGUAUGAACUCUCUCACUGGGAUUCCAACAGCUGGACUGAGCGCGCUCAGUCAGCUGAAACUCUCCGGGAACCCGCAGAUGAAAAAUGUGCUAACUGCAAAUAACCUGCCUAAACUCAGGUCCAUUUCUGUCCCUUACGCCUACCAGUGCUGUGCAUUCGUUGGAUGUGACUCAGUAACGACUUCUUUUGAGAAAGAGCACAUGAAGAAAACUGCAGGUGGGGAAGAUGUGGAAAAAAUCUCAAUGGUUAUGCAUUGUUCACCUUCACCAGGAGCUUUCAAGCCUUGUGAACACCUCUUGGGUAACUGGAUGAUCCGUCUGACAGUCUGGUUCAUCUGCCUGGUGUCGCUGGUCUUUAACAGCCUGGUGCUGGUGGCCACCUUCUCUCCCUCACAUCGAGCUGCUGCCCAUUCCCACUGCCCGACCCCGUCUCUUUCUCCAGCCAGGCUGCUGAUGGGGCUGCUGGCUCUGGCCAAUCUGCUUACGGGCUUGUACGUCGGCGUGCUGACUGUGCUCGAUGUUGCUACGUGGGGAUCCUUCGCUGAGUUUGGGGUGUGGUGGGAGAUGGGACCCGGCUGUCAGAUCACAGGAGUUCUGGCCGUCUUCUCGUCAGAGUGGUCAGUCUUGUUGCUGUCGUUGGCAGCCGUGGAGCGCAGUGUGGCCGUGCGGAUGAUUCUUGGGAAGGUCAUGAUGUCGCCCAGGAGGAGUGCCAGCAGCCGUCGCGGGUGCUUAAGAGGAGAUCGACGCUUCAGCCUCGCUGCAGGAUUGCUGGCGCUGCUGGCCGCCGCUGGGGCCUGCCUGCCUCUCGUGACCUCCAGUGAUCAGUCUUCGUCUCCUCUCUGCCUGCCGUUUGCCGGCGGUGAGCGUCCAGCUUUGAGUGUUACGGUCAUUUUGGUGCUGCUCAACGCCGUGGCCUACCUGUUCACCGCAGCUGUGUACACCCAGUUGUACUGCACACUGGGCAGGGUGGAGCUGGCAGAUCCGGAGCAGACGGGUGCCCUGAGACACAUCGCCUGGCUCAUCUUCACCAACUGCAUCUUCUUCUGUCCUGUGGCGGCGUUCUCUUUUGCCCCCCUCCUGACUGGUUCCACAGCUGGUGGCCCGGAGAUUGCCAAGACCGUCACCCUCAUCUUCUUCCCGCUGCCCGCUUGCCUGAACCCAGUGCUGUACGUGUUCUUCAGCCCAGCCUUCAGGGAGGACUGGCUGAGACUACGCAGUCGCAGAAGUUCAACCAGGGAGAUGAAGACCACCACAGAAGGUCACCGAGAUGACAGUGGCGGAGGGUCUGAGCUCACAGACGGGGGCUCCUCCACACACCUAGGCUUUGACUGUGGGAUGUACUCUCAGCUUUGCGGUGAGGUUGUUGUUUGUGAGCAGUGUGAGGCAGCACUGCGUGCCAGGACCUGCUCUUCCCCCUCGUCCUCCACAGUCUGUAGACACUUGGUCAAGUCCCACAGCUGUCCCACCCUCCUGGCUGGAGCUGCGGCAUACCAGCGCUCGGAGGGGUUUUGGGGAGACAGCAGCACGCCGUCUGCACAGUCUGAGUACGCAGACGAGGGGGACUCUUUUGUGUCAGAUAGCUCAGACCAGAUUCAGGCGUGUGGCCGAGCUUGCUUUUGUCAGAGCAGAGGCCUUCCUCUUGUACACUACUCAUACAACAUACCUCGAGUCAAGGACUAAUGACGCAUCUGUGUCAUGUGAACUUGGAUGCUACAAGAAUAAACGUUUUUAUAUCAAACAGCAAAAUGUGCCAACUACCCUACGAUUCAGCAAGCACUUAGUUUCUAAUAACUGUGUUAACAGACACAGCCAAUCAUUUAAAGGGAACUUGGUUUUUUGAACUGAGAAACAGUUUCUAGGAGACCUGAACCAAGAAAGU
Molecule: messenger RNA, 3873 nt
Organism: Haplochromis burtoni (Burton's mouthbrooder)
Lineage: Eukaryota; Metazoa; Chordata; Actinopteri; Cichliformes; Cichlidae
Gene: lgr4
Product: leucine-rich repeat containing G protein-coupled receptor 4
Exons: 18
Coding region: 729-3674 (981 amino acids)
Biological process (GO): G protein-coupled receptor signaling pathway
Cellular component (GO): membrane
Molecular function (GO): protein binding; G protein-coupled receptor activity
Source: RefSeq, a predicted model, not a curated record